Molecule: messenger RNA, 6607 nt
Organism: Lutzomyia longipalpis
Lineage: Eukaryota; Metazoa; Arthropoda; Insecta; Diptera; Psychodidae
Gene: Egfr
Product: epidermal growth factor receptor
Exons: 9
Coding region: 1068-5150 (1360 amino acids)
Biological process (GO): positive regulation of kinase activity; protein phosphorylation; multicellular organism development
Cellular component (GO): basal plasma membrane; signaling receptor complex
Molecular function (GO): transmembrane receptor protein tyrosine kinase activity; ATP binding
Source: RefSeq, a predicted model, not a curated record
UGCGACUGAGAUGGAGAGAUGUUAAAUCUCAGGUGCGAACAAAUCCUACAUCUACCUGGGCAAACUGGUUGGUACGAUCGUUCUGUGCACACAAAAACACGACUCAAAGUCGCUUUUUUUCGCCUCUCGCCAUCGUUUCCACCAACUCGAGUCUUCAGUUUGUGUCGAGACUUAUACCAGAGCAACCAUGCGCGAUCAAUCGCUCGCGAUAGUUGGUUACUUCUUUCACUGUACAAUCGCGUAAAAUAACACCACCCCCACCCUGUGUGCACAAAGUGGCGGGAAAAAAUAUCCCAAAGACUUUUCCUCGUGCGCUAAAGGAAAUCCAAUAGGAAUUUGAGGUGCGCGAUUGUGGUUUUUCAUCAUUACACUGCCAAGUUAUAGGAGAUGCUGUGAGAGAAACAUUCUUCGAAGCAACUUUCUAUUCCAGUUGGUGACUGUCACAAAAAUCUUUAUUGCACAAAAAUCUCAGCUUGGAAAAUAAAAGCACAUACACUGUGAAAUAAAUCACAUCGCGAAUGGUUUCGGAGACUUAUUUUUUUCUUGAGAAAUACAUACAUUUCAAGGGAUCAGAUGGUGGUUGCGUCGUUGUCCCGUACACACGCACAGAACGUAUUAAUUUGUGCCUUAGCGCUAAGAAAAAUAAUAAACAAAUGACAUAAUCGAUUGACGCGGAUUCUUAAGGCCGAGCGUCCAAAAGAGUUUCAAAAUUUAUGGGCAUUGUGAGUGAAUGAGUUUAAAUGUUGAAGAAAACGGGAUAGAGCAUUAAAUGCCAUUUGAUACAGCGCGGGACCCUUAGGUUGAUUUAAAUACCAAAAACAACACAAAGCAUUUUACAAGAGUUUCGGAAUCUCGAGUGGCAACAAGUGGUUGAAGUUCCUAAAGAAAAAAUAACUUUUCCCUUUAAAAUUAAUCCCGAAGGAUUAAGUAACUUCUACGAAGGAAAUCUAUGAGGAAUAGGCAAGUGCAUUGCUGUGAAAAGUGAUAGAGAGAGAGUUCUGUCUUGUGGCAGAGCUAGGGGGUGAUUUUUGUGAUGUGUGAACCUGGGAUGGGAUAAUGAGACCAUUAUGAGAGGAUACCUAAUUGUGGGAUUGUUGGUGCUACUUGCGGUGGAGUCUCUGGGGGCGCUGGAACGUGUCCAGAGGCCCGAAGGUGGGAAGCGCUCCGAUCGACCACGGAAGCAGCAUCACCAGCAGCAUCAGCUUACCACGGAUUUGGCGCCAAAAGUGCCACAGGAUGACAAACAACCAUCGGAGUUUGUCAAGGGCAAAAUUUGCAUCGGAACCAAUGGACGAAUGUCUGUGCCUUCAAAUCGAGACCAUCACUAUAGGAAUUUACGCGAUCGCUUCACAAAUUGUACAUAUGUCGAUGGGAAUUUGGAGCUGACAUGGCUACAAGAUACCAAAUUAGAUUUGAGCUUCCUGCAGCACAUUCGCGAGGUGACGGGAUACGUUCUCAUCAGUCAUGUAGAUAUUCAGCAAAUUGUUCUGCCCAGGCUUCAAAUAAUUCGUGGACGAACGCUGUUCAAGCUGAAUAUCUCAGAUCAAGAAUUUGGCCUAUUUGUAACGUACUCCCAAAUGCAUACCCUCGAAAUGCCAGCCCUGCGUGAUAUUCUAUCGGGUUCCGUUGGUAUCUUCAACAACUACAACCUCUGCCAUAUGCGAACGAUAGACUGGGAAGAGAUCAUUUCGGGCCCAAAUGCCUCAAUGCACUACAUGUACAAUUUUACAUCACCCGAACGUCAAUGUGCCUCCUGCCAUCCCACCUGCCAGGCUGGAUGCUGGGGUGAAGGUCCACACAAUUGCCAGCAAUUCAGUAAGACCACAUGCUCGCCACAGUGUGCCCAAGGAAGGUGCUUUGGACCAAAACCCCGUGAAUGUUGUCACCUGUUCUGUGCCGGUGGGUGCACAGGACCCACACAGAAGGACUGCCUUGCCUGUAGGAAUUUCUACGAUGACGGUGUGUGCAAGCAGGAAUGCCCCCCAAUGCAGAAGUACAACCCAACAAACUACCUCUGGGAACCAAAUCCCGAUGGGAAGUACGCCUAUGGGGCUACGUGCGUACGAAACUGCCCUGAGCAUUUGCUAAAAGACAAUGGAGCCUGCGUAAGGACGUGCCCACCGAAUAAAAUGGCAAAGAAUGGAGAGUGCGUGCCCUGCAAUGGAGCCUGCCCUAAGACAUGCCCUGGUCAGGGGAUUGUACAUUCAGGAAAUAUUGAUUCCUUCAGGGGUUGCACGGUUAUUGAGGGUUCCCUUGAAAUUCUCGAGCAAACCUUCAAUGGGUACCAGCAUGUCUUUGCCAAUUUCUCCUUUGGCCAGAGAUUCAUCAGGCUACAUCCCGAUAGAUUGGAAGUCUUCUCCACACUAAAGGAAGUCACGGGGUACAUUAAUAUUCAAGCUGAUCACGAGCACUUUACGAAUCUCUCCUAUUUCCGCAAUCUCGAAGUCAUCGGUGGGCGACAGCUUAUGGAGAAUUAUUUUGCCUCCCUCUACAUAGUCAAGACUUCCUUAAAGUCUCUGGAACUUCAGUCAUUGAAGAGAAUAAAUUCAGGAGCAGUGGUUAUCCUGGAAAAUAAGAAUCUCUGCUUCGCCGACGACAUCGAAUGGAAUAAAGUCAAAAAGUCAAGUGAUCAUGCGUGUGUCGUUAGCGCCAACAGAAAUAAGACUGAAUGCGAACUCGAGGGUCAAGUAUGCUCGGAUCAGUGCACAAAAACAGGAUGUUGGGGUGCUGGAUCCAAUCAGUGUCUCGAAUGUAUGAACUACAAGUACAAUGAUACUUGCUUGGCGAGCUGCAAGAGCCUACCAGGGAUUUACGAGGUGAAUCACACAACUUGCGGCACAUGCCAUUCUGAAUGCAAGAACUCCUGCCACGGAGCUGGUGCUGACAACUGCACAGAGUGCGUCAAUGUUCGCGAUGGGAACUUCUGCGUAGCUAAAUGCCCGGAAUCCAAGUACAGUGCAGGAGGGAUUUGCAAACCCUGCCAUGAAACCUGCAUUGGAUGCACUGGACCUCUGAACACGAUCAAUGCCAAUGGCUGCAAGACAUGCCACAAGGCCAUCAUCAAUGGAGAUGCAACAAUUGAGAGAUGUCUCGGCCGCAAUGAAGCUUGUCCAGAGGGCUACUUCUCCGAAUGGGUAUUGUCCCAUGAGCAAGGAGCUCUACGUCUCCUUGCCAACAAGCCCAUUUGCCGACGUUGCCAUCCACGGUGCAAAAAGUGCUCAGGCUAUGGUUUCCACGAGCACGUGUGUCAGGAGUGUGCAGGCUACAAGCGUGGUGAGCAGUGUGAAGAUGAAUGCCCAACGGAUCACUAUGUGGAUGAGGGAACACGUGAGUGCUUCCCAUGUCAUUUGGAAUGUCGUGGCUGCAAUGGACCCACUGAGGCACACUGCCUCCAAUGCAGGAACUACAAACUCUUCGGCAAUGGUGAUCCCGCCAACAAUGCAACCGCCUUCAACUGCACAGCCGCCUGUCCGAGUGAUUUUCCCUACCAGAUGUUCGACUAUGGGCCAUACUGCUCAGCCAGUAAUGCGUACCAAUUGUCGGAUGAUGAGUUCGUGAAGAAAGUCUUCUCAUUUGUGGGCAUUGUUAUUUUGGCCGUUGUGGUGCUCAUUGCUGUUGCUUUCGUGUGGCGUUGCUGCCAGAAGCAGAAGGCCAAGGAGGAGACGGUGAAGAUGACAAUGGUGCUGGCUGGAUGUGAGGACAGUGAACCACUGAGGCCAUCCAAUGUGGGACCCAAUCUUGCCAAGUUGCGCAUCGUCAAGGAAGCUGAGCUACGUCGAGGUGGAAUUCUCGGAAUGGGAGCUUUUGGGCGUGUCUUCAAGGGGGUCUGGAUCCCGGAGAAUGAGAGUAUUAAGAUCCCUGUUGCCAUUAAAGUUCUCACCGAGAUGUCUGGGUCGGAGAGUAGCAAGGAAUUCCUCGAUGAGGCCUACAUCAUGGCAUCCGUGGAGCAUCAGAAUCUCCUGAAGCUCUUGGCUGUCUGCAUGACGUCCCAGAUGAUGCUGAUCACACAGCUAAUGCCAUUGGGUUGCCUCCUGGACUACGUGCGAACGAAUAAGGAUAAAAUUGGUUCGAAAGCUCUCCUCAAUUGGUCAACGCAAAUUGCCAAGGGAAUGGCAUACUUGGAGGAACGUAGCAUCGUGCACAGAGAUCUUGCAGCAAGGAAUGUUCUCGUACAGACACCGUCUUGUGUGAAGAUUACGGACUUUGGGCUGGCGAAGCUUCUCGAUGUUGGUACGGAUGAGUACAAAGCUUCCGGUGGGAAGAUGCCCAUUAAAUGGCUAGCGCUGGAAUGCAUCCGGAACCGCGUGUUCACCAGCAAGAGUGAUGUUUGGGCAUUUGGUGUGACAAUCUGGGAACUUUUAACCUUCGGCGCUCGUCCAUAUGAGGAGUACUCAGCCAAAGAGGUACCUGAAGCCAUUGAGGAGGGGUACCGACUGAAACAACCCGAUCACUGCUCUCUGGACAUCUACGUCAUCCUCCUACGGUGCUGGGAUGUAAAUGCCGAAGCAAGGCCACACUUUAAGGACUUGGUGCAGGACUUUGCGGAUAAAGCACGCGAUCCCGGACGCUACCUUAGUAUUGAUGGGGAUAAAUUCAUGCGUCUCCCUUCGUACACGAGUCAGGAUGAACGAAAUCUCAUUCGUACCCUUGCCCCUGCCAUGGAUGGUCCUGAACCAAUUGUUGAAGCUGAAGAGUACCUUCAGCCAAAAUCUCGGCCGUCAGUUCUCUUCCCGACAGUCGAACCAGCUGAGGAAGCCCCAUCGACGCUACGGUACUGUAGUGAUCCCCUGAAGAAUUCCUCUGGGGAUGAUGAAACUGACUCCCACACAAGAGAAAUUGGGGUAGGGAACCUCCGGCUGGAUUUGCCCCUGGAUGAGGAUGACUACCUGAUGCCGACGCAAAAUGGAGCAUCAGCUGCUCCGGGGUACAUGGACCUCAUUAAUGUUCCCCCGAGUAGUGUGGACAACCCGGAGUAUCUCAUGGGAGCCGCUGCGGCGGCUGCUGCAGCACCAACACCCACACCAGCCCCCACGCAAACGAUCGGUAUUCCAGUAGCACCGACUGAGGUGGAGGCUGCGUCCGAUCAUGAGUACUACAAUGACCUCCAGCGUGAACUGCAGCCGCUGCAUCGGAGUGAGACGACUGUAUGAGUGUCAGCCAGCAGCUCAGCUGCAUCCCAUGUGCCUUCCAACCCAAGUGCCUGCCCCCAAUAGCUUCAUGGUGAUCCGAUCGUAGGGGCGAUCGCGAUCGUUCCGCUUAAGCCCUUAAUAAGGAGUUAUCGCGUGGCGGAUCAUCAUUGUAAAAUAGUCAAGAGAUGAGACUCUAAGAAACUGCGGGAUCUUUCCUAUUCCGAAAGGAUUUUUAUCCUUUUUUUUAAUUUUUUAAAAAUAUGUUUUAAAUUUCAUUAAAGUCUCGUUUAAAGAGAUUUUUUUUAACUUUUAUAAUCGUGCUUUUAGGAAUCGAAAAGUUUAAAUAAAAAUAUUAUUUUGAUGACUUUUUUUUUGUGAAAAAAUAAAUAAAUUAUUAAAAAAUGACCGUAAAAUAAUAAUAAAAAAUUGUAAAAAAAAAUCCCGCAAACUUUUCGCUACGAGACUGUAUUCUCAAUGACAUUCUUAACUAGUACUUAAGGCCUUAAGAAACUACAAGUUAAUAAUUUAUUUCGUAGUUGACAAGCAACGUUCUCUUUGAGGUUUUUUAAUAUCUGUUCUAAACAUUAAAAAAAUGCCUCAAAAACGCAUCGGAGGGCAUUGAAAAAACUUGCCCUUAAAUAAAGUUGCUCAAAAGCUAUCCUCAUACGUGUUUGCCCAAUUAUUGCAACAAAUGAAAAAAAAAAACUUUUAGUUCAAAUGUAUUUUAACUAUAUACUGCUAACAAUUUUAUUAAAAAAUAUUUUUUAAUUAAAAACAAGAAAAAAAAAGAAAAAAAGGUAUGCAAUGUGUAAGGACGUUAUUUUUACAAAAAAAAAAACAUUAUUUAGAGCCACUUACGUAGGAAAUCUAUCUGUGAUAUAAGUGUAUGAGAAAAAAAAUAAUUUAAUCUUUUUUAUCUCCCUGAUUAAUUUUGUAAAGAUUUUUUAGAUUUAGUGAAAAAAGGGAAUUUUAACUAUUCUUAACCAUUUUUUUUUUACUUACAAAACAGUGACGUGAUCUUGUGCACAAUAUUGCGAUCUUAUCGACAAAGAUCGUGCAUAGGAAGCAUUUAGGCAAAAUGCAUAAACUCCUUUUUUUAAAUGAAAAAAAAACAAUGCAACGAAUUCAUGUAGAGUUAUUUAACUUGCCCCCAAAAUAAUAAAAAAAAUAAACAUUUUGAAAAGAAAAGAAAAAUAAAAAAAUAAUUGUAAAUAGAUCCGCAUUGAGAGAGUUGAAAUGGAGAGAAAAAUGUGUUAUGAGAGAAAAUAAUACUGUGCCAUUUGAAAAGGAACUUUUUUACUUAUAGAUUUUGUACAUUUCUACUCUUGUUCUGCUAGGUGUGAACUGAAAGUUUUAUAGAAGAAACAUUAUGAGUGAAAAUAAAGCAGAAACGGCACAUUUUUACUGAUUUAAAGAAACAUUUUAUCUAAUGGUGUAAAAUAAAUAGUGAUAAUAAAUUUAAAAAAAUAAAAAUUAAA